Molecule: messenger RNA, 1608 nt
Organism: Penicillium pulvis
Lineage: Eukaryota; Fungi; Ascomycota; Eurotiomycetes; Eurotiales; Aspergillaceae
Product: cytochrome P450
Exons: 6
Coding region: 1-1608 (535 amino acids)
Molecular function (GO): oxidoreductase activity, acting on paired donors, with incorporation or reduction of molecular oxygen; heme binding; iron ion binding
Source: RefSeq, a predicted model, not a curated record
AUGGCCAUGCUAAAUCUUUUCAACUUGGCUUUCGCUUGGAUCGUGCUUCCAUUGAUCCUCCUGAUCACAAAGUACGCGGUUGCCAGCCGUCGACCCAAAAACUUCCCUCCCGGACCACCUGGGCUUCCUAUUAUUGGAAACCUACAUCAGUUACCCGUGCGAAAAGGGUUCUUAAAGCAACAUGAAUGGACCAAGGAAUAUGGAAGUAUCAUUGGGCUGAAACUAGGUCCUCUAAACGCCGUGGUGUUAAACAGUCAUCGCCAUGUCUCAGAGUUAGUCAAAGGCUUCAAGGCUCUGCUUUUCGAUAAACGAGGCGCCAUCUACUCCGGUCGACCUGAAAACUACGUCGGCCGGGAGCUCAUCUGCCCAAACGAAAUUCACAUUCUGCUAGCACAAUACGGUGCAGGCUGGAGGACUCUCCGCAAGUCCGUUCAAGGCUUGCUGAAUGUGGCUGCCGUCGAUGCGCUGCAUCCCAUACAAACAGCCGAAGCUACACAGACGAUGUGUCAAUUGCUGGACGACCCAGCUGGCUAUUACGACCAUAUCCGUCGCUAUUCCACUGCUGUCAUUCUUGCUUCUGUAUUUGGUCAACGAGGCGAGAGUUUCCAGUCACCCAAAGUGCAGGCUUUGUAUCACGCACAGGACAGAUUCACUGCAAUUCUUGAAACUGGGGCAACUCCGCCUGUGGAUGCAUUUCCCUUCUUGAAGGCCACCCCGGAGUUUCUUAGCCCUUGGAAGAAAGAGGCUAAUGGAAUAAGACAAGAGCAGAGUUCACUUUAUUUUAAGCUUCUAGAUGAGACCAGGGAUCGCAUUAGGAAGGGGAAUUCGACUUCUUGCUUUAUGGAGAAGCUUAUGGAUGACCAGGAGAAGAUCGGCUUUAGCGACGAGCAGGUGGCAUACCUAGGAGGCAUCUUGAUGGAAGCUGGAUCUGAUACCACAUCAUCGACUUUGCUUACGUUUGUGCUCGCCAUGACGCAGAACCCUGGGGUUCUGAGAAAGGCACAAGAAGAGGUAGACCGUAUCUGCAGCAGUGAAAAAUCGCCUACCUUUGAUGACAUUGGACAAUUGGAGUACUUAUCGGCGUGUAUGAACGAAACUCUGCGAUGGCGACCAAUCGCACCUGGCGGUAUUCCUCACAUGCUAAUCCAAGAUGACAACUACGGGGAAUACUUUCUGCCUAAGGGUACGAUCUUAUUUGCGAACACAUGGGCCAUCCACAUGGACGAAAGCGAAUACGAAGAACCUGAUAGAUUCUUACCGGAGCGCUUCCUCGGCAACAAAUUCGGAUCCAAGACUGAAGUCACUGAUAAGCACCGUCGAACGACUUACGGGUUUGGCGCAGGACGACGAGUCUGUCCUGGUCAAAAAUUGGCCGAGAACUCGCUGAUGCUUAAUAUUGCCAAGAUGGUUUGGCUAUUCGAUAUUAAAUCUACUUCUGCAGCUCCGCUGGACGUUAGUAUGAGCUCGGCCUUUUCUGAUGGAUUUAUUGUUGCACCUAAGAAAUUCCCUGUUGAGUUUGUUCCUCGUUCCGAUAAGCGGGUGCAGGUUAUUCGAGAUGAAUUCGAGAAAUCCGAGGAGUAUCUUGGAAGAUUUGGGAAGGAGACUUGA